UCACCUUAUGGUCAAUACUGUUGUGAGUACAUCAAGAAGGGUAUUUGAGGUCUACUCCAGCAGACACAAGAUCUCCACUCCCUCAUAUUCUAAUUUACUGAAAGUAUAUGUAGUGACCACUUGGAUGUUAUCAUCCAGACGUUGAUCUGUGUAGGUGAAGUAGGCUAUGUCAUGAAUUUGUUGGUACAAACGUCCAGUCACCCUUAGCCAGCAAGUGAAAGGUUAAGGAUGUGAAUUUCAUUGUAAGCAAGUGCUGGAUAGCUAGUAACCUCCCCCUGAACUAUUAGAUAAUUAUUUUCCCAAUGCAACAGUGUUUUUUAUCAUAUAUUGGCCAUAUCUGUACCAUGCUCCCAUCUGAUCUACUCACACACCCUUUGUACCACCAUGACACGGAGGAAGUGGUACUGCCAGCUUCCCCAUGCAGGUCUGCAUUACGAGCCAGGCUCCUGUUUGCAGAGCCUUCCGCAAACAGGACUGUCAAUUAUUAAUGAGGGAGCUCAUAGCCAGGAAAUGGAGACCAAAACUGAGGGAGGGGAGGAGGGAGGACAAGAGAGAUCAGUAGGAAAAGAAAGGUGUGAGUGAGUCUGGAAGAAAGCGAGAGAGAGAGAGCUAAAGGGUAUCAAGAAGAACUUGCCAAUGAUGGUCGCUAUGACUCAGUUAGAGGACAGAUGAAUGGUGGGAUACGGAAGACCAAGAGAGAAACUUAUAGGGUGUCCAUUAAGAAUAAAAGAUUGGCAGUGCAAGAGCCAGGAUCCUUUGUUCACUUCUUAGACGGAGAAAAACCAAAAGGCUUGGACGUGUGCCUUUGGUCAAGUGUUGAAAAUCCAUGGCUACAGCUGUGGAGUUUGGAAUUCUCCAAGAUGCAGAGAGAACUCCUGAGAACAGAGAUGUAGUUACAGAUGGAAUUUUAGCAACUACACGGACGGACUCCGGAGCCAACAUGUCUCAGCCUGGGUCUGUGCAGCCCAAGGAAAACUCAGAGGGGCCCAAGGGAGUUGAGAACACUGGAUUUGUUGGGGACCCUCCACCUUAUUCUCCACCUGACCCUAAGAUUGCCCAUCUUCUGUACCCGGAUUAUCCAAACAACUACUCGGGACCAAUGCCAGUCUUAUACCAACCAGGACCCACAAUGCAGAAUGUUUACUCACAUCAAAACCUAUCACCAGGUUCAUAUCCCUAUAUCAUUAAUGACGGCUCCAUAGGAAUUCCUCCUUCAAGACCCGAUGUCAGAACAAAGGACUACAUGGUAGAGUCUGUGUUGGUCAUGAUCUUCUGCUGCUUCCUUACAGGAAUCAUAGCCGUGGUAUAUUCCCACGAGACUCGGACUGCGCUCGGCAGAGGGGACAUUAUACAAGCCCAAGAGUCAUCCCGCAAAGCUCGGUCCCUGGUACUCUUCAGUCUGCUAUUCGGAGUCUUUUUGUCCGUCAGUUGGAUAAUAUAUGUGGUAGUGGCCAUAUUUUAACGAUCAAAGUGUUUGAGGAAUGGUGGAGACUCAGAAGUUGGAUCAGCGCUGGAUUACUUGUUUUGGGGCUACCAGCUGAAACUUAAUAUUUAAAAUAAAAAAAAAUUCCCCCCAAAAAACAAAAACUACUCUUCCAUUUCAAUGGAUUUUGCUUUGAUCUGGACAAAACGCCAGGUUUGCAUUCUACAUAAUACAUUUGAACAAUAAGGUUUAUAUGGAGUCCACCUCAUAUCAAA
This is a messenger RNA of Pelobates fuscus (common spadefoot toad), 1698 nucleotides long. It is a transcript of the gene PRRT1B, whose product is annotated as proline rich transmembrane protein 1B. Gene Ontology annotation, cellular component: membrane. Lineage: Eukaryota; Metazoa; Chordata; Amphibia; Anura; Pelobatidae. The transcript is spliced from 4 exons. The record is from RefSeq and is a predicted model, not a curated record. The coding region runs from base 827 to 1462 and encodes 211 amino acids.